AUGAAUGACAAACCUGCAACUGGUCGCGGCAAGUUCUUUGGCAAAACUGUCGUCAUCACCGGAGCUUCACGAGGUAUCGGAAAGGAAAUAGCCCUGAAACUUGCUCAGGAUGGCGCUAAUAUUGUAGUCGCUGCAAAAACAACCACUGCUCAUCCCAAGUUACCAGGAACAAUUUACACAGCAGCUGAAGAAAUCGAGAAGGUAGGUGUUAGAACUAAUUUCUAUAAAACUUCAAAUUUGUAG
Messenger RNA from Cylicostephanus goldi, 243 nucleotides. Lineage: Eukaryota; Metazoa; Nematoda; Chromadorea; Rhabditida; Strongylidae. The record is from the annotation of a GenBank genome assembly.